AUGGUUGCGCCGUUGUUAUGCGAGUCGCGUGGGCGCGUCGCUAUUCUGGAUCGAUCUAAGUCCCCAUCGAGGACAGUCGCAUCUGGCCCGAAGGAUCCUUCUUCGUGGGUAGCAUUGCUCGACAAAUACUUGCCACAACGGCUCAGGCUGCACGAUGCCGAUAGACGACCUGGCGAGGUCGACCUCGAUUUCGAGGAUAUCCUACGAAUCACCAGACAAGCAAGAUCAAACAGUGGGGUGCAUUUGUGGUUGUGGAUGGUUGAAAACGGUCGCAAGAAGGCUCUCGUACACCUGAUCAAUUCCAUUUUGAAAGACAUUGCUUCGCGAGAUCCCAAACAUAUUCCACAAGAGUUGCCAUCCAACAUUGUAUGGUCAGACUCUCUGUUCAAGGAUAUCGAUGCACGGCGCAGACCUGCCAACCCCUUGCUUAAAGCAGUAUACACGAACACAUCGGACAGAAGUAUCGAAUCUAGCCUUGACGACUCGAGUCAAAUUCUCCCGUCCGAUCGCAACAUGAUGAACUUGAUCUGGAUGAGCUUGGCUGGCCUUGUCUUGCGUGCAGCAAAUACUACACAAGAGCGUGCCGAGGACUACAUGUCCAUCGUCCUACUUGUUCUUGGUCAACUCCACAGCCUGGGAAUGAUUCCGGAUUCAAUAUACACGUACAAGUCUUCGACUCUGCCUUCUCACCUAAGGCGACCUCCUGUACUCCAUCUUGUAUGCUCCCGCAUCCUUACCGCCCUCUCAGAUGCAACUUGGCGUGAUCAGCAGGAUGAUGCCAUAGCCUCGGCUGUUGAUCUAGGCUUGAGCCUAAAAGAGAUUGGUGAGAAUGUGCCAGGUGGUCGUUUCCGCCUCAAGGUCAGACCCCUUGCCCCUGAGUUGUGGCUCGAGCUUAUUCUGUGGUGUUGUGUGGAUGGUGGUCACGAUGCUGCGGCCUCUUCCAUCAUUUCUAUGCUCCGUCAAGAAACAGAAAACCCCUGGUUCGCCAUCAGGUGGUGCUCUACACAAUUGUCUCCUGGCUAUGACAAUCUUAUUGAUUGGGAACGGCUGAAGCUUCGUCAUGGCGGAUCUGUAGGCUUAAUCGAGGGUUACAGUCGGGAGAAGCCAUUUGUUGAGACCCCAGAAAGGACUGUCAGUGUUGAAGUUAUCCUCGCCUUGGUCGACAAAUUACUGGAUAAUGCUAGCAGCCAGGUCGAACCUCAUACCGCCUACAUCGAAAUGCUCAUCAAGCACAUAUCACGCCUGAUCACCUUCCUCGAGCCUCACGAUCUGCCAUCUAGUUAUUUUGACUAUUUGGACUCGAGGUUCGUUCAAACUGCCGGCCUGGAUUUUGCGUCUACUCCAUACCUCCUGCAGAUGUGGAUCAAUCUGUCAGGUCGCAACAAUUUCGAGAAGAACUCUCAAAAGAGCGAUCCAAAUCAGGACCUGCAGCUCGAAUCAAUUCUUGAACAUACGUUGCUGCAAAGUGGUAUCCAGCAUCAAGCCCUUGAGGGGUUCGUGCAGAAGAGCGCCGUGCACGACGCACUUUCUGUUUUCAACGACGUCCAAGAGCUCGUUGAUCGCAAUAAGAUUAGAUCGAUUACUGAAUUUCUGAGACCUGACGUGGAGGGUGGAAAAGACUUCUUCUCCCCUCGAGCGAAAAAGUAUCGGUUGGAAUAUGCUGAUUCCCACGCACAACUUCCCUUGUACAAGCUGGCAGGAUUCUUCGACCUUGUCACCGAAGCAAAGUUGUCUGGUCUUGGUGAGUGGUUGCUCUUUUCUGAUGAUCUGGAUGGUGUACUCAUUCCUGCAUCGGCCUAUGGACGUACCAGUAUUGCGCCUGCUUUGUGCAGAUUCGCAUCUCUCACCAAUAGCCGUGAAUUCUUGCAAAGGAUUGUCAUUGCAACUAGAAAGACACUUUCGCAGCCGACUGUCCGAGUGCUUCGCGCUCUGCUUGACGCAGAUAUUGACUUGAUGGAUCUGAACAGUGCAAAAGCUCGACUUCUUCGAUUGAAGCGUAUUCAAGGUGGAAGUUACUCGAUCAGCAAUCUUAUGCACCUUGCAGCAAUAGUGUUGCGUCUGGAGGGAGGUUUAGGUAACACUGGAAAUACCGUCAACAACACCAGUUCUCGGCUUGCAAGAGCCAUUGCAAUCUUGGACAGUCUACUCGAAGGGCGCUACGACAGUGUGAGAAACGACUAUAUCCUGAGUCAGCGGGUCUUGUUCAAGCAGCAGGUAUCGCACGUGUUGCGUCUGUUCGCUUACUGCAAUAAUAGUGUCUUGCAACAGUUGGCCCGUAAACACUUUCACCGAUAUCUGAGUGGAAACCAGGCGUCGUUGCCCGUUAAAGCUUUCAACGUGUUUCUAUCGGCAUAUACUGAUAUCAACGGGAUUCUUAAUGCACAGGCAGUGUGGAAGUCUUUCUGCUACGAACCUGGUUCCCUGGAAGUCUCGAUUCCGAGUUUUGAAGAUAACGAUCCUCGUAUGGACAACGAGAACCAGGACAGUGUCCCUUUCGAAACGCAGCAUGAUCAACGCAAUGAUAACAAAUCUAAUCAAAUGAGAGACGUCGAGGAGGAAUUCUCAAACAAUUUCUUCGCUACCACUUCACAAGAAGGCUUCUCAGCCCAGACUGAUGAUAGUGUUGACGAAGAGCCCCUCACAAGCGGAACUUCUACGGACCAGUCGGUAGGUAGAGAGAUUCAAGCAGACGAGUUCCUGGAGCCAAUGCCUAUUGUGCAGCCCAACCUGUCAACUCUAAGGGUUAUCGCCCAAGCACAUAUAGCUCAGCGCAAGGCAGAGGAGGGCCAAUCGCGAGAUCCUUUGACUCCUUGGCUCGUCAACAAAUUCAGGUCCUUAGGUGCUGGAAGUUCUGCUGCCAUCGCCCAGGAGCUUGAAAUGCCGUUGUCUGAGCUGGAUGUUGCUGCACAGACUCGACCUUUACCUCAAUCACUGGGCAAAGAGCUUGGGGCAACUAAGAAAACCAGCAGCUUGUGGAGGCCGACAUUCCAUGGGUCGUCUACUCCGGAAGGACGACAGAAGACAAGAAAGCCCAGAUCGAAAUCAAAGUCGACAUCAUCUUGA
This is a messenger RNA of Lithohypha guttulata, 3063 nucleotides long. RefSeq lists its product as uncharacterized. The transcript has 2 exons. The coding region runs from base 1 to 3063 and encodes 1020 amino acids. NCBI's taxonomy places the organism in Eukaryota, Fungi, Ascomycota, Eurotiomycetes, Chaetothyriales, Trichomeriaceae. The record is from RefSeq and is a predicted model, not a curated record.